Daphnia pulex (common water flea) is the source of this 1208-nucleotide messenger RNA. RefSeq lists its product as uncharacterized. The record is from RefSeq and is a predicted model, not a curated record. The transcript is spliced from 3 exons. Bases 98 to 1030 code for a protein of 310 amino acids. Lineage: Eukaryota; Metazoa; Arthropoda; Branchiopoda; Diplostraca; Daphniidae.
AAAGUGCUGCCAUCUGCCCACACAAUCUCUAACUGAAUGGCUUACUGCAGAAACGAAGAAUUCACGUUUUAAUGGCGGAAAUGCAGAUUAAUGUAAAAUGUCACGCAAACCAUGUUUCGUUUUUAAUUGUAAAUCUUCUUAUAACAAAGAAAAUGAAAGUCUUGCGUUUUUCCAUCCACCGAAGUUGUGUCUAAAUUCCUGGCAGGAAAUUAUUAAAAAGCCAGGACUCACUUGCCAGUCCAGAAUUUGCAGUAUUCAUUUUGAAGAGAACGACAUACUCAAAGGGAGAGAAAUUCAAGGCGUGUUUUACAGUUAUCCGAAAUGGAAAUUAAAAUCAGGUGCUCGGCCCAGUAAAUUGCUAGGAAAUGAUGUCAGCGUACUCGAAAGACCUGCUGCAAAGAAGUAUGUUCACAGUGAUAGGUUUAAGUCACCAUAUCGAAAUAUAACAGCAAAGUCUAAAGCUGCUAAUCCUAAGCUGCAGUUGGACAAUCAAUCAUUUUUGUCGAAUAACAACACCAAUGUAUUGAUCCCAUCACAUGCAAAGAAGUCAACGUCAAAUAGCAUAGCUAUACACCAACUUGACGCUGAAAAAGGAAAAGUAAAUGAUAUGGAAGCAGCUGAACCUGUGGCAUUACCAUGUGUAACAACAGAAGACAUGUUCCAGGAACCUACUACUGAAACACUCCUACACAUUCCACCUGAAAAAGAACUACAAUCUGAAUCUGAAUCUCAAUUGAGAGUAGAAUUUGAAACAGAAAAAGAAACAGUUGUUUGUGAGGAGGCUGAUUUGCCAGACGAUUUCACUGCAAAGCAGUACACAGCUUUUCGCAAUAGAGGAGGACUAAUUUUUGUUACAAUCCCAGUCUUUCAAUCAAUACGGGAAGUGGAAAAGAUUAUUUCGUCUCAAUUUGAAGAUGACGGUCAUUAUUUAGUGAGAGAUAGUUACGAAAUUUGUAUGUCAAAAAUCAAAGUACUCAAUCUUUGUCCUUUUUUUGUGACACACACCGUGCUGACUCGUAUCCUUAUUUAAUAAUGGAAUUCGUACAAGUUAGAUAUCAUUUUGAAUCAAAGCGUUUUCAAGAACGUAAUUUGGCAGAAGUUGAUAGUAACGUGCGACAAAAUUUCAAGAUGGCAAAACUUGCUUAACUUUUUUUUUUCUAAAUGUAAAUUGUAUGUAUGUUAAUACACAUUACAAGUUAUAAAUUGAA